AUUUCUUGCGAUCUAGAUCAACGUUGCCGCAAACGUUGGGCCCUCUGACAGGAGUGGCAAGCGUGAACGCAAACAUGAAAAUCUCUGCCCGACGGGCCUUCUUUCAGGCUCGGCGAGGCCUGUUCGAAGGGAGGUUAUGGGAGGGACCUCGCUUCGCAUCGAGUAUCGCGGGAGCAGAGAAGGCGCCCCUUAGUCGGGUGGAGCCAGACCAGUUCCUCAACGACCGGUAUGCAGCCAUGGAGGAGCGGCUUGCGGUGGUCCGCAAGAGACUCAACCGCCCUCUCAACUUUGCAGAGAAGGUCGUCUAUGGUCAUUUGGACGACCCUGAAGGCCAGGAGAUUGAGCGCGGGGUCAGCUACCUGCGUCUGAGGCCAGAUCGGGUGGCGAUGCAAGACGCCACAGCGCAGAUGGCUGUGCUGCAGUUCAUCUCCUCCGGCCUGCCCACCACAGCCGUGCCCUCCACCAUUCACUGCGACCAUCUGAUCGAGGGAACUACUGCUCCUCAGGAAGACAGGGACAACUCGUUUGGUGGGCCAGCUGACCUAGCGCAUGCCAUCAAAACAAACAAGGAAGUGUACGACUUCCUGUCCUCUGCCGGAGCAAAGUACGGCAUCGGCUUCUGGAAGCCAGGGUCCGGAAUCAUCCAUCAGAUUGUGCUGGAGAAUUACGCCUUCCCUGGUGGCAUGAUGAUUGGUACCGACUCGCACACGCCCAACGCCGGCGGCCUAGGCAUGUGCGCUGUGGGCGUGGGAGGAGCUGACGCCGUGGAUGUGAUGGCUGGCCUGCCCUGGGAGCUCAAGGCCCCCAAGGUUAUCGGAGUGAAGCUCACCGGCAAGCUGUCCAAGUGGAACUCCCCCAAGGACAUUAUUUGCAAGGUGGCGGGCAUCCUCACUGUCAAGGGUGGCACUGGUGCCAUUGUGGAGUACUUUGGAUCCGGUGUAGACAACAUCUCAUGCACAGGCAUGGGCACCAUCUGCAACAUGGGCGCUGAGAUCGGCGCAACCACCUCCAUGUUCCCCUACAACAAGCGCCAGUACGACUAUCUGGUCGCCACCGGCCGCGAGCCGGCCGCCAAGCUGGCCGACUCCUUCCGGGAGCACCUGCGCGCUGACGAGGGCGCCGAGUACGACCAGGUCAUUGAGCUCAACCUCAACGAGCUGGAACCCCAGAUCAAUGGCCCGUUCACGCCCGAUCUGGCGCACACGCUGUCGGAGUUUGCGGAGGCGCUGAAGACCAACAAGUGGCCCACAGAGCUAAAGGCGGGCCUCAUCGGCUCCUGCACCAACUCCAGCUACGAGGACAUGCAGCGCGCCGCCAGCGUCGCCCGCCAGGCCCUCGACGCCGGCAUCAAGGCCAAGGUGCCCUUCACGAUCACCCCGGGCAGUGAGCAGAUCCGCGCCACCAUCGAGCGCGACGGCCUCAUCGACAUCUUCAACAAGGUCGGCGGCACCGUGCUGGCCAACGCCUGCGGCCCCUGCAUCGGCCAGUGGAAGCGCACAGAGGUCAAGAAGGGUGAGGCCAACUCGAUCAUCACCUCCUACAACCGCAAUUUUGCCGCUCGCAAUGAUGGCAACCCGGCCACGCACGCGUUUGUCACCUCCCCGGAGCUGGUCACUGCCUUUGCCAUCGCGGGCGAUUUGACCUUCAACCCCGAGAAGGACACCCUGGUCGGCGCCGACGGCAAGGAGAUCAAGCUGCAGCCCCCCACCGGCGACGAGCUCCCCGCCAGGGGCUUUGACGCAGGUGAGGAAACCUACCAGGCGCCUGCCCCCGGACAGGUGGAUGUCAAGGUGGACCCCGAGAGCUCGCGCCUGCAGAUCCUGGAGCCCUUCAAGGCAUGGGACGGCAAGGAUGUCAAGGACGCCCUGGUGCUGAUCAAGGUGAAGGGCAAAUGCACGACUGACCACAUCUCCAUGGCCGGCCCCUGGCUCAAGUACCGCGGCCACCUGGACAACAUCUCCAACAACAUGCUCAUCGGCGCCCUCAAUAUUGAGAACGAGCAGGUCAACAGCGUCAAGAACCAGGUGACUGGUGAGUACGGCGCGGUGCCGGCGGUUGCGCGCGACUACAAGGCACGCGGCCUGGAGUGGGUCGUGGUCGGCGACGAGAACUACGGCGAGGGCAGCAGCCGCGAGCACGCCGCGCUGGAGCCGCGCCACCUGGGCGCUCGCGCGGUGCUGGUCAAGUCCUUCGCCCGCAUCCACGAGACCAACCUCAAGAAGCAGGGCCUACUGCCCAUCACCUUCGCCAACCCCGCUGACUACGACAAGGUGGGACCCUUUGACAAGAUCAGCAUCAAGGGCCUGACAGACUUCCAGCCCGGCAAGCCGCUGACAGUGGUGGGCAAGAAGCCAGACGGCGAGACCUACGAGUUCCCAGUCAACCAGACUUUCAACGAGAACCAGAUCGAGUGGUUCAAGGCUGGCUCAGCCCUCAACGCCAUGGCCGCUGCCAAGAAGUGAGAGGGUUGUGCUUUGCGCUGAGGCCUCGGAGUCCUGUCAGCUGCUAUUCGCUUCGUGUGACCCCCUCCGCUGGAUUUCUGGCCUUUCAUGAGACGCUUUUUAGGCAGAUAAUAUGAGAGGACAGGUUCAUUGCGAGGUGUUAUUUGCUGUGUCUCAAUUCUGGAUUGGAAGUGGGGCAUGUGUUGCUUACGUGGGGUCAAUCAUGCUUGAGCCUUGACAAGCAUGGCUGUUCUGCUGUAUAGGUUUGUACUCUUAGUUGCAUGCCUUGCCUUCGCCCUCGGGGGAGGGCAUUGCUCGAGUGUCUCUGCCAUAGCAGUGCAUAUUGUAACAGGUGUCCAGGAGUGGAAGUUGCACAUUAUGCAAUCGACCAGCCUGCAUGCAGAUUUAUUAGGGAUGUCCGGCAGUGUGUCAUGGCCGGACCUAUUCCAGGGACUGCUCGGCACAAAGUCUGCAUUCGGUGUUUGGUAGGUUCUUUACGAAAGCAAGCAGUAGUUGAUGCAUCGUAUUUCGGCCGGCGCGCGCUAGCUUUGGGCAACGGCACGCCAAUUUGAAUGGCUUGUAUGCAGCUACUAACAUAAAGUAUUGGCCUGUAAUAUCUUGCCAUGCAG
Coccomyxa subellipsoidea C-169 is the source of this 3070-nucleotide messenger RNA. RefSeq names its product aconitate hydratase. The transcript has 17 exons. Gene Ontology annotation, molecular function: 4 iron, 4 sulfur cluster binding; aconitate hydratase activity. The record is from RefSeq and is a predicted model, not a curated record. Bases 75 to 2462 code for a protein of 795 amino acids. Gene Ontology annotation, biological process: tricarboxylic acid cycle. NCBI's taxonomy places the organism in Eukaryota, Viridiplantae, Chlorophyta, Trebouxiophyceae, Coccomyxaceae. Gene Ontology annotation, cellular component: mitochondrion; cytosol.